Molecule: messenger RNA, 13175 nt
Organism: Austrofundulus limnaeus
Lineage: Eukaryota; Metazoa; Chordata; Actinopteri; Cyprinodontiformes; Rivulidae
Gene: pkhd1l1.1
Product: PKHD1 like 1, tandem duplicate 1
Exons: 77
Coding region: 112-12795 (4227 amino acids)
Source: RefSeq, a predicted model, not a curated record
AAGCAGAGGGUCUUUAUGAUUUGAAGUGAUUUUCUUCUUGUCUGCAGGUGCAGCAGGUUCAGGUGCAGCUGGUUCAGGUGAAGCUGCAGGUAAAUCUGUGAACCCUUCAGGAUGAGGCCGGCGGCUCUCCUCAUCGCUCUCUGCUGCUGCUGCUGCUAUGCGCAGCGUGUUAAAUGGAUAUCUCCACAAAGAGGAAGCAGUGAAGGAGCAACCAGACUCACCAUCAGUGGAGAGGGUUUCUCCCAGCAGAAUCAGUUCCAGCUGAACCCGACAGACGAGACGUUUGGAAACCGGGUCACGCUGGUGUCGGACACGCUGUCCGUCCCCUGCGACGUGGAGCGAGACUCGACUCACGCGAACCAGAUCCUGUGUUACACCAGGAAGAUGCCCGAGGAUCAGUACGUGGUCCACGUCACUGUGGACGGUGUUCCUGUUCCUGACAGCAGGAUCUGUAAUGGUGAUUAUAAACCAUACUACUGCAGCUUUUAUGUGGUCUGGUACCGCACGCCCACCAUCUCCUCCCUGAGUCCGCUCUCUGGCCUCCCAGGAUCACUGGUCUCCAUCCGAGGACGGAUCUUCACCGACGUGUACGGGAGCAACACGCAGCUGAGCUCCAACGGCCUCAACGUGCGCUUUCUGAGAUCCUACAUGGGAGGAAUGCCCUGCCUGCUGCUGAAGCCUGACUCUGAUGAACUGUACAACCUGCAGCUGGACUCGGAGUCCUCUAACUGGGGAUACAUGAGUUGCAGGAUGACAGGAACAUAUGUUGGUCAUCACAACCUGAGCUACAUCCUAGAUAAUGACUUUGGAAGGAGUUUACCAGAUCAGAGUCUGUUCUGGGUUUCUUCUGUGGCCAAGCUCUCCAUGUUCCAGACGUUUGCAGAGGUGACGGGAGUGUCGCCGUCCGAGGGCAGCGUCGCAGGACGAACUCUCAUCACCGUCCACGGGCGCUUCUUCGACCAAACUGACGAGCCUGCACAUGUUCUCCUCGGAGGUGUGCCGUGUGAAGUCCAGAGUGUGUCUGACGACAGCAUCACGUGUGAGACGCCUGAGCGACAGGUGAACAACAGGAAGGUGCACCCAGGUGGCAGAGGCUUGAAGAUGGAGGUGUGGAGCAACAAACGACCCAGCUCCCUGACCGACAUCUGGACCUACAACCAGAACACGAGCGGCUACCAGCAGCAGUGGAUCGACUCGCUGCCCUACAGCUUCCCCACAGAGAACGACCUGUUCGUCACCAGGACCAGAGGCUUCUUUGUUCCCCCGCUCAGCGGAAACUUCAGCAUCUACCUGCACUGUGACGACAGGUGUGAGCUCUACCUGAGCAACUCCAGCCGCCCUGAAGACAAGGUGAAAGUUGCGUAUCAACAGUAUUAUGUUAGAGACUACCUCCAGCUGCCGUCACAAAAAUCUAAAGUCCUUUCUCUGGAGAAAGGAAAACCAUACUACAUGGAAAUCCUGCAGCAGGAAUAUUACGGCGCUGCCAGCUUCAACCUGGCUCUGUUCCAAGAACAGAGCUCCUUCACAGAAGAGCAGACAGACGACGCCGUCRAUGAAGUUCAGAACAUUAAUGCUAAAUAUGAAGUGUUUGAUGAAGAGCAGGUGCUGACCUUUGACCUGUGGCCGUCCAGCCUCCCAGCAGUCAAAGAGGUGCAGCAGGUGAGCGUCAGCAGCAGCUGUGCCUCUUACCUGUGUGGACACACCUCCUUCAGCCUGAGCUACGGAGCCGCAGAGACAGGACCCCUCCCUCUGAGCGCCUCAGCAGAGGAGGUGAAAGCAGCCCUGAACAGUCUGUGGACCAUCAAACCCGACUCGGUCCAGGUCAGCAAACAGGAGGACGGUCAGGGGUCUCACUACAUGGUUACCUUCAACUCUGACAGAGGGGACUUCACACUGUUUGACUACAAGGUUUUUGGCUCGGACACCAACAUCACGGUUGCUGAGGUUACCAAGGGUCAAAGCAACAUGAAGACCUUCACUCUGAUCUGGGGGGGCAUCCCCACGAAACCCAUCGCCUACAAUGCAUCAGAGUCCCAGGUCCAGUCGGCUCUGGAGGACUUGAUGACAGCUGAAUGUCCUGCUGAGGUUCUGGCCACAGAAGGAACCAACGUGAAGUACUUCAAUGACUUCGAGCACCCAGAGGUCACCUCAGCUCAGAGCGGGACGCCUCAGGUCCACGCUGGUUUCUGUGGGGUGUGGUCCCUGAAGAACCCUCAGGCUCUGUUCCUACAAACCUUCAGCAAAGUGUCUGGAGUCCAGUACGGACCGGUGUCCCUCAGCCAGCACCCCACACUCUGCUUUGCGUACAGAGGGGUGCUGAAGGAUGAGGUUGGGGUAAAGUUUACAUACAGCAACUUGAACGGUCAGACGCUGACGGUCACAGCUCACAUCAACACUUUAUUCAACAAGGACUCCCGGUGGAGCUAUAAGUGCAUGGACCUUCAGAGCGCUCUGCAGACCGCAUACAUCGGCAGCAAAUAUACCCUGCAGGAGCUGUACCUCUACAGAGACGCCUCCGGAGAGGAUUUCUACAUCGAUGCCGUUUACAUCGGAAAGACGGCCACGACGAGCGACGAGAACGGUGUUCUCAACGAGAGGAGGCCGCCUCCGUUUGAGAGCUCAGCAAAGUUCAUCCAGGAGUUCUCCGUCACCAAACACCAAUCAGCUGCUUCACAGCUCCAAUACCAAAUCCACGCCACGCCGCAGGACUGUGCGUUUGGUUUCCCGCUGAUGGACAUCGCUUUCCUGCAGAUGUCCAACGGCAGCGAAGACUGGGCUCGGUUCACAGGAGGCGGAGCCAGCGUCACAGUCGCUCGCCCCCACAGAGCCACGCCCCCUCUGAACGGCAGCUUCGACGUGGAGAUCUACGGCGGCCGAGCUGAAGGUCUGUCUGUGGACAUCAGUGAGGACGACCUGAGGCUGGCUCUGGAGGGGAUCUCAGAGAUGGGUCAGGUGAAGGUUGUGAAGCAGGGGGGCUGCAGAAGCCCCACCUGGAGCGUCCAGUGGCUCACCAGACCUGGAGCCCAGCCCCUGAUGCAGAUCAACGACUCGGCGGUCGUCGGUGACGGCGCCGUGGUUUCUGCCGUGGAGGCGGUGAGGGGGGGCCUGCUGCGCCGAGGCCUGAGAGGAGACUUCUUCAGAGUGUGGGAGAGCAGACCUCAGGUGGAGGUCUACAUCAACGGGAUUCCCUCCUACUGUUCUGGUGACUGCAGCUUCCAGUGGUCCGAGGAGAAAACUCCAGUCCUGACUGGACUCAGUCCAUCAGCAGGUGGUCUGGGGACUCUGCUGAGCAUCACCGGGUCUGGAUUCAUCAGUGAGACUGCCUCCAUCAUGGUGGGAAACUCCAAGUGUUUGGUGGAACAGGUCACAGCUACUACACAGGUGUGCAGAGUGGGCGGAGCCAGUGCUGGCACCUACCUGGUGUCGGUCAACUUCCCCUCUCUGGGUGAUUCACGUUACGCCAAUGGCAGCGUCCUCCUCUUCACCUAUCAGCUCAUCGUGUCUUCUUUCUCCCCACCGUCCGGGAGCCUCGCAGGUGGCACGGUGCUGACGGUGCGAGGCUCUGGCCUCCAUCAGGAGGCCUCGGUGUCUGUGGGGGGAGAGGAGUGUGUGAUGAUCCAAGCAGCUGAGGCUGAGCUGACGUGUAGAACACCUGCUGGAGCUGCAGGACCCAGUGUCGUCAUGGUAACUGUGGGAAACAUGAGUCAGACGGCCAACGCCACCUUCACCUAUGAUGAUUACCUGACGCCUCAGCUGUCAGGCCUGAGUCCCCGGACCACCACAGUGCUGGGACACCAGCUCCUCACCAUCCAGGGUUCAAAUCUGGGACAGGAAGUCAACGACAGCGCGGUGCUGGUAGGGCUGCAGGAGUGUGUCAGCGUGCAGUGGACCGACACACACAUCACCUGUCUGCUUCCAGUGCUGCCGCCCGGCGUGCACAAGGUGCACGUGCAGGUGGGGAACAGAGGGUUCCCCCUGGUCAGCAGUGGGCUCAAUGCCAGCGUUGAAUACAUCCUGGAGGUGUCCAGGAUCUCUCCGCUCACCGGGUCCUUGUUGGGAGGAACCAGGCUGACGGUUUCUGGGUCGGGCUUCAGCAGCAACACGUCUGACAACAGCGUGAUCGUUGGAAGUUGUGUUUGUGACGUGGUGACGGCCUCGGAGGACGAGCUGCAGUGUGUCCUCCGGUCAGAGGAGAGGAGCUACGUGGUCUCCAACCAGGGCUCGCACCUCGCUUACGGACAGGGAUACGCCUGGAGUCCGUCCUCGCUCACGGUCCUCGUCGGAGACACGGUGGGGUGGCAGUGGGAGGCGCCCGCCUUCCAGAAGGUCAAGUACGGGGUCUUCAGUGUCUCCAGCCCCAGUGGGACCACUUAUGAUGGGGGACCCUUGAACAGUGGAGAGACCAAAACAGACAAAGGGUUUUUCAGCUACCGGUUCACCGUGCCCGGCGUGUUCUACUACAGCAGCGGCUUCGUGGACCAGACCAGCUCCAUCUCACUGCAGGGAGUCGUUAAAGUGAGGAGUCGRGAGGAGAGGCUGGGCGGAGUCUCUGUCACUGUGGGAGGAGUUGAGGCCAGACCUGUACCUGGAGGGUCACGUCGAGUCUCCAGAGCAGCAGCAGACUGCGUGGCCUCACCUGAGUGUCAGCAGAACAACCAGACUUCAGGUGAUCUUUCCUUCAGCUUCUCCACCUGCUCCACCCCCACAGUCUACUCCAUCUCCCCCAACCAGGGCUCAUACCACCAGGUGAUCCAGAUCCAGGGCCGAGGAUUCAGUGAGGUCACCUGUGCUAACCAGGUGACAGUUGGAGGUGAACCAUGUCAGGUGAUCAACAGCAGCCAAUCAGAGCUCACCUGCCAGCUCAGCUCUGACUCCAUGCUCCCAGUGGGCAUGGCCCUCCCCGUGGCCAUCAGGGUCAACAACCUGGGCGACGCCAUCGUGGUCAUUUUGAACGAGCUGGACCGUCGCUUCGUGGUCCUGCCGGUGGUGGACUCAGUCUCUCCUCCUGUGGGGAGUCCCAAUGGUCUGACCCGGCUCCUGGUCCAAGGGUCUGGGUUCUCUGAGGGCGGAGUCACAGCAGCUGGCAUGCCCUGCAGCUUCCUGUCUGUGAACUACACCCACAUCGUGUGCGACACUGCUGCGUCUCCGCAGCGCUCUGAUGAUGUCAUCUUUCAGCUGGGCCUCAUCCAGAGCUCCUGCAGCUCCGCCUGCUCCUUCCAGUACUCCUMUUCGGCCACGCCCACCAUCAGCAGCAUCUCACCUGACAGCAUCAACGGUCAGACGGACGUAACCGUCUCAGGCUCGGGCUUCGGCAGCCGCCUGGACGACGUGGCGGUUUUCAUCAGCUCCACAGAGGCAGAGGUGACGCAUGUGAGCGACGCUAACRUCACAGUGAGAGUGGGCGCUCUGCCAGCAGGGAACCACCAGGUGAAGGUGAUCGUCAGGAGCAAAGGUCUGGCUUCAGGUAACGUGAUUCUGAGCAGCCGAGCCCAGGCCAUCCUGAACCCCGCAGCAGGAAGCCUGGCAGGAGGAACGCCGCUCGUCUUCACAGGAAACGGCUUCGCUCCUGGAAACACGAGCGUGACGGUCGGAGGUAAACCCUGCUCCAUCCUGGAGGUGAGUCCAGGUGUGCUCCGCUGCCUGACCUCGCCUCACAGCGCAGGACAGGUGAGCGUCAACAUCCAGGUGCUGGCCGUGACGUAUCCAGCUCUCAGCUUCAACUACUCUGCAGCCCUGACCCCUGUGAUCACCUCCGUUAGCCCCGCCUCCGGUACCGCCGCUUCUGUCCUCACACUGACUGGGUCAGGGUUCGGCUCGGACCCUCAGCUCGUCUCCGUCACCAUCAACCAGGUUCCCUGCAACGUGUCGGCUGUCUCCGACACACAGCUCCAGUGCACGGCAGGAAACAACCCCGGAGGCUCCUAUCCUGUGUCGUUACAUCAUCAGGUGAAAGGCCACGCCCAGUCCAGCGCAGCGUUCACCUACGAGCUGACGCUCAGCAGCAUUCAGCCAAACCAGGGCAGCUUUGGAGGCGGAGCUUUGCUGACCAUCCUGGGUUCUGGUUUUGAUCCGGUUAACUCCACAGUGCGGAUCUGUGGACAGCAGUGUCCUGUCCACAGAGACAUGUCCUCGUCCUCCCGUCUGUUCUGCCGGUCUCCUCCCAACAACGCCUCCCGCUCGGAGCUCAGCUGCGUGGUUUCUGUCGUCAACCCGCUGGGCGCCGUCAACGUCUCCGACGGCUUCGCCUACAGGUCUCRGCUGACUCCGGUCAUCACCCAGGUGUCUCCACGGCGAGGAGGCACGGCCGGAGGCACCCGGCUCACCGUCACAGGCUCCGGCUUCAGCUCCAACAUGACUGAGGUCAGCGUGACGAUCGCAGGUUCUGUGUGCGACCUUGAGUCCUCCAACGCCACUCACAUCGUGUGUGUGACCAACGCUCAGCCUCAGUCUCAGGAGGCCGCGGUCAGAGUCAGCAUCGGAGACCGGGGCGAGGCCAUGAUGGAGAACGCCACCUUCUUCUACAUCGACCUGUGGUCCUCCAGGUUCACCUGGGGGGGCCUGGAUCCACCCGAGCAGGGCUCUUUCGCCGUMAUCACUAAAGGCCAGACCAUCCUGCUGGACGCUAGCACCCCCGUCCUGAAGAUGCUGCUCAUCCAGGGCGGCACGCUGCUGUUCGAUGAAGCAGACCUGGAGCUGCAGGCGGAAAACAUCCUGAUCACAGAUGGAGGGCGGCUGCAGAUCGGCCAGGAGGGGGCGCCGUUCCAGCACAAAGCCAUCAUCACGCUGCACGGACACCUGCGCUCACCUGAACUUCCUGUUUAUGGAGCCAAGACGCUGGCUGUCAGAGAGGGCGUCUUGGACCUUCAUGGUCUUCCCGUCCCGGUCCCCUGGACCCACCUGGCUGAGACGGCCCCCAACGGCUCUCUGACUCUGAGCCUGAUGAAGGCCGUAACCUGGAGACCUGGAGAUGAGAUCGUUGUUGCCUCCACCGGCCACAGACACAGUCAAAAAGAAAACGAGUUGAGGAAGAUCGCCGCCGUGUCGCCCGAUGGAAAGACCCUCACCCUGACCGAGGCGCUGGCCUACACCCACCUCGGGGUGUCCGUCACGCUGCCUGACGGCACGCUGUUCCAGGCCCGAGCUGAGGUGGGGCUUCUCACCAGGAACAUCGUGGUGCGAGGCUCCCAGCAGCAGGAGUGGAGCGACACGAUCCAGGCCUGCCCUGACGGCUUCAACACAGGGGAGUUCGCCACUCAGACGUGUUUCCAAGGCCGGUUCGGGGAGGAGGUGGGCAGUGACCAGUUUGGCGGCUGCAUCAUGUUCCACGCACCCAGACCAGGAGAAAACCUGGCUGUGGGCCGGCUGGAGUACGUUGAGGUCUUCCACGCAGGUCAGGCCUUCAGGCUGGGUCGGUACCCCAUCCACUGGCACCUGAUGGGAGACAUCAACUACAAGUCGUACGUCCGAGGCUGCGCCAUCCAUCAGACCUACAACAGAGCCGUCACCAUCCACAACACGCACCGGCUGCUGGUGGAGCACAACGUCAUCUACGACAUCAUGGGCGGGGCUUUCUUCAUCGAGGACGGCAUCGAGACGCAGAACAUCCUGCAGUACAACCUGGCCGUGUUUGUCCAACAGAGCACCAGCCUCCUGAACGACGAUGUCACUCCUGCCGGGUACUGGGUCACCAAUCCCAACAACAUCAUCCGCCACAACGCCGCAGCCGGGGGCACGCACUUCGGUUUCUGGUACCGCAUGCAUGACAACCCAGACGGCCCGUCCUACAACCCCAACAUCUGCCAGAAGAGGGUUCCCCUCGGGGAGUUCUACAACAACACGGUGCACUCUCAGGGCUGGUUCGGCCUCUGGAUCUUCCAGGAAUAUUUUCCCGUGAAGGCCGGCGGCUGCAGCUCCAGCGUCCCGCAGCCCGCCGUCUUCCGGUCCCUGACCACCUGGAACUGUGAGAAAGGUGCUGAGUGGGUGAACGCCGGCGCCGUGCAGUUCAGCAACUUCCUCAUGGUCAACAACGAGAAAGCCGGCAUCGAAGCCAAACGCAUCCUGCAGUGGGCCGUGAGUGGCUUCGGGGAGAGCGGAGGCGCCGCCGUGUCCAACAGCAUCAUCGUGAGUCACGUGGACGAGCUGGGGCUGGGCAGAGACUACUGCACGUACCGGGGGGUCAUCGCGCCGUUCGAUGAUGGCAUGAGCGUCCUCAACACCACCUUCAUCAACUUCAACCGCAACAACUGCUCCGCCAUUGGCGUGACCUCCAUCGACGGGUUGUGUACGGACCGCUGCGGCGGCUGGGCGGUCCGCUUCAGCGGCAUCCGGUACCUGAACUCCCCCAACAAGGCUGGGUUCAGGUGGGAGCACGAGGUGCAGCUAGUGGACUCGGACGGCUCCCUCACAGGAAACAUCAGCCACAAAGUUGUGCCCAUGAGCAAACUACUGGACCCUGCACACUGCUCCCAGAGUCCUGAGUGGAGCGUGGGCUUCCCUGGCGCCGUGUGCGACCACACCGUCGGCUUCCAUCGUCUGGCGUUCAACAAUCCCACGCCGAGCUCGCUGAACGCCAAAGAUGUCAUCUUAACCAACUCCCAUGGCAGCAGCGUGGUCCCCUACCUGAAGAAGAGGUUGACUCAUAAGAUGGGCUGGAUGGCUCUGCUCCCCACAGGAAACAUGUACAACUGGUACUUCAACAACGCAGAUCAGAUUACCAACAUCACCUACGACGCUAAAUUUUAUGGCUUUAAGUCGGACCAGUUCGUCAUCAUCAACCAUAACUUCACCCAGAGUCUGGACAGCGUCCGCAUCGUGGACAACAGGAACGGAUCAUCAGCGCCGCUCAGCUCCAGCAGGAACCUGAACGGAGACUGGUUCUUCAACAGCACCACCAACGAUCUSUUCUACCUCAUUUCAGGGAAGACGAGCCAGCGCCAGCGCAGGAACAGCGUGGACCGCUCCAUGCUCGACGUCGUCACCAACUUCGCUGUCUACCGCUGCUUCUUCCCCAAGUGCAUCGCUCCUCCCCCUGCCACUCUGGCUCCGGUCCCGAGCCGUCGACCCAACAACUUCCUCCUGUGGUCCGAUGCUUCCUUCUGGAGGAGCUCAGCUGAGAACAACUUCAGCGUUCCUGCAGACGGCGCUGACGUGAUCAUCCCUUCAGGGAAGUGGGUGGUUCUGGACCGCGACACUCCCACCCUCAACAAGCUGACAGUGGUCGGUGUUCUGGAGAUUCCCGACACCCUGAACGCCUCGUCCACCCUGGGGUACCGCUCGGUGGUGAUGGAUGCUGUUUACAUCUCCAUCCAGGGAGGCCGUCUGAUCGCAGGCUGGAGUGACGAGCCCUUCAGAGGUCAGCUGACCAUCAGACUGAGGGGGAACCACAAGACCCCUGAGUGGCUGCUGCCAAACGGACCCAACCAGGGCUCCAAAGUCCUUGGUGUGUUCGGUUCUCUAGAGCUGUACGGACAGCCUCACAACGUUUACCACACCAAGCUGGCUGCUACCGCCAUGGCAGGAUCCACCACCCUGACUCUGAGACAGUCUGUAGACUGGCAGGUGGGAGACGAGGUGGUCGUCUCCACCAGCAGCUACGAAGCAUCAGAGACAGAAAAACACCUGAUCACUUCAGUGUCAGCUGACGGCCGCGUUCUGACCCUGAACCAGCCUUUGGGCCACACUCACAUCGGUGAGACUCACUCUGUCUCAGGUACGUCCUUCUCCUACAUCCUGGCAGCAGAUGUUGGUCUCCUGAGCAGAAACAUAAAGCUGGUGGGUCAGGACUAUCCGGACAUGAUGACCGAGUCGUUUGGAGCCAGACUGCUGAUYGGCACCUUCUCCAGCUCUGGGAUCAACUACAGAGGGAAAGCUCAGAUYAGGAACGUGGAGUUCUUCCAGUCGGGUCAGGAGGGUUGGACCGACUCUUACGACCCGCGGUACUCUGUGGCCUUCCUGGACCUGGGUCAGGUUUCAGGGAACGAGUCGUACCUUCAGGGUUGCUCCUUCCAUGAUGGCUUCUCUCCGGCCAUCGGAGUGUUUGGGACGGCGGGACUGAGCAUCGAUGAUAACGUCGUCCAUCACACCGUAGGAGAAGGGAUCAGGGUGUGGGGAGACAAGAUCACGCUCAGGAGGAACCUGGUGAUGAAGACUCUGUGGCCCGGGUCCUACCAGGACCGAGAGGAGUCCUCUAACGUCCAGUGGAACGCAGCCAUCGAGGUCAACCAGGGCACCAACGUGGUCCUGCAGCACAACAUCGUGGCGGGUUAUGAGCGAGUGGCGUAUCGCAUCAACGGUGAACCGUGUCCAGAGUUUCCAAACGAGAACGAGGCCUGGGCUCAGAACGAGGCGCACGGCGGUCUGUUCGGCGUCUACAUGAACAAAGACGGCUUGGCCGGCUGCAGCUUCAUACAGGGCUUCUUCGUCUGGAAGACCUUCGACUUCGCCAUCUACUUCCAGACCAUCAUGAGCGUCGUGGUUUCUAACGUGACCCUGGUGGACAACGGGAUGGGCAUCAUGCCGCUCGUCUACGCUCCACCGUCUCUGUCGCACGCCUACGCAGAUAAGACGGUGCACGUUCAGAACUCUCUGAUCGUCGGCAGCAGCCCCAACUUCAACUGCUCCGACACGCUGGACGCAGAGGACUUCAACGUGGCCGUGAGCGCGCCACACCGAGCUCCCAGACCGCUCCAAGGAGGCAGAUCUGGAAUCUGCUGGCCCACGUUUCAGUCAGGACACAACACGGCUCCAGGUAAACCUCAUCACCUGAACAUGAACUACAACUCCAUCAAAGGCCUGAUGAAGGUCACAGACACAACAUUUGUGAACUUCCGUUCCGUGUGCUCGGGUGAGAUGAACUUCAUGUUCAUCACCAACCCUCUGAACGAGGACCUGCAGCACCCGGUCCAGGUCUCAGGCCUCCGGAUGGUGGACGGCUCAGAAGAUGCUAAAGUCUUCAUCCACAGACCUGAUCUGGGGAAAGUGAACCCAGCGGACUGCGUGGACAUGGACUGUGACGCCAAGAAGAAGACCCUGUUGAAGGACCUGGAUGGGUCCCUGUUGGGCGCAGUAGGAGCUGUGGUGCCUCAGUCUGAGUUUGAGUGGGGAGGGGAUCCCAGGAGGGGUCUGGGGGACUAUCGGAUCCCUAAAGUCCUGCUGACGGCCCUGAACGGCAGCAGGAUCCCUGUGGAGCAGGUCACACCUAGUAAAGGUGUAAUCAGGAAAAACUGCACCUACAUGGCCUCCUGGCAGGGCUACAGGUGCUCCGCUUUGAACUACCGGAUGCUGGUCAUCGAGAGCCUGGACGCGGACACGGAGACCAGACGUCUGUCCCCCGUCGCCAUCCUCGGAGACGGCUUCGUGGACCUGAUCAACGGUCCUCAGGACCACGGCUGGUGUAACGGCUACACCUGUCAGAUGAGGCUGUCUCUGUUCCACAGCAUCGUGGCCACAGGCCACGCCUUCGACGUGUUCUUCACCAGCGUCAGCCCGCAGAAGCUCCGCCUCCUGAUGCUCAACUCGGACCCCUCUGAGAGCGUUCUGGUGUCCGUGUUCUACUCCAGUCCUCAGCGGCUGGACGUUUACGUCGACAACAGUCUGGUCCCGCCCACCAACGCUGCAUGGAACCAGGCCAGAACCGACUACACCCUGAUGAAACCAGCCUCUGCAGACCAGUACGUUCCUCAGAUGAACGCCUCUGCUGGAAACAACUACUUCGACCAGGACUACAAGAUGCUGAAGGUUCUGGUGAGAGGCUCCGCCCCCGUGGAGAUCAGAACCGCCCCUGUUCUCGUUCUGGCCUUCAACUUGCCUGCCAUGACMGAGGCCGAGUUCUUCGGGGACAACCUGAUCCAGAACCUGGCCCUGUUCCUUAAAGUCCCCCCUCUCAUGAUCCGCAUCACAAACAUUGUCAGGGAGGACGGCGGCGUGCGGCGGAGGAGGAGGUCCACGGGCCUGACGGUGGAGGUGGAGAUCAAGAAGCCUCCCRUCCAACAAACCACCAACAGCACCAACGAUGAGGACUUCCAGCUGCUGAGGACCAUCGCUGAUGAUCUGGGUCAGGCUGCGGUCUCUGGAAACCUCAGCCAGUCCAUCGGCUUCAACGUGUCCACUGUGGGCAUCGUCCCUCCACCUCCUUCGUCCUCAGACCCGAGCUGGAGCGAGGUGGCUGGAGAAGACGUGAGCAGAGACCAGCCCACGGUGAGCUACGUGUCCGGAGUCUCCCACCUGCUGCUCGUGGUGGACCCCACACCUGGUCAGUUUGUUGGUCCUCUGUCCCAGCAGCCCAGCCUGAAGGCUGUGGACGAGCAGGGGAACUGUGUCUCGGUGGGAGUGACGUCUCUCACUGUAACAGCCGGUCUGAAGAACUCCAGUGGGGACCCGGUGUUUGGACUGGACGGGAACACCACCAUCCUGUUCAGGAGCUGCUGGGCCAACUUCUCAGACCUGUCCAUCGUCAGCGGCGGGGACAACCUGACCAUGGUCUUCACCAUGAAGGACUGGGGGGCCCAGUCUGGGACCUUCACUGUCAGAACCCUUGUCCCCACACAGGCCCCGACGCCCUCCACCACCACCACGGAGGCUCCGCCCUCCACCACCACCACGGAGGCUCCGCCCUCCACCACCACCACGGAGGCUCCGCCCACCACCACAGAGGCUCCGCCCACCACCACCACCACCACGGAGACUCCGCCCACCACUGAUGACAGCAUCUUCAGCUCCGGCGCCUCGCUGUCGGCCGGUGGUCUGUUCCUCAUCAGUGUGGUGGUCUGCUGCUUCGCCAGCCUCCCCAUCUGUUAGAGGUUCUACACCUGACACGGGCCAGACCGGUUCCUGAGGUCCAGAUCCUGGUUUUAGUCUGAUCCAGACACGAUGUUAACACUUCAUGUUUAAAUAUAAUAAAACCUGUUUGAUUUAUUGAAGGAAAUCUUUUUAUUUCAUUUUGGAUCAUAGUUUAGAACCUGAGAACUUCCUGUUUAUAAAGGUUCUGAUCCAAACAGCCAGUACAUCAAUUAUUAUAUCACAUAUUCUUUAUAUUUUAUUUUCAAGGCAGAAUGUUGGGUUGUUUAUUUAAAUAUAAAUUUAAGGUUUAAUCAAUAUUUGUAAAAUUAUUGUUUCGUUUUAUCAAAUGAUUUCUAUAAAAUUAUGUUUUCAAUAAAUUCAGAUUUUCAUGAAAAUCA